Messenger RNA from Vespula vulgaris, 1390 nucleotides. RefSeq lists its product as uncharacterized. The record is from RefSeq and is a predicted model, not a curated record. NCBI's taxonomy places the organism in Eukaryota, Metazoa, Arthropoda, Insecta, Hymenoptera, Vespidae. The transcript is spliced from 2 exons. Bases 1 to 510 code for a protein of 169 amino acids.
AUGAUAUUGUUGUUUUCUAGAAUUCGAGGUUACGUAGUGAAAGAUAAUAUCACGUAUCAAUUGUCACCUAUCGCUUUGUCGCCAACUGUCGCCGAAUUUUGCCACUUGUCGUUGAAUAUCACCGAAUGUUGCCAAAUGUUGCUAAUGUCGCCGGAUGUCGCCACUUGUCGUUAUUUGCCACCACUUAUCGCCACUUACCGGCAAAUGUCGUUACUUGUCGCCACUUUUCGCCGAUUGUCUCCAUUUGUCGCCGAUUGUCUCCACUUGUCGCCGAUUGUCGUCGAUUGUUGUCGUUUGUCGCCGAUUGUCGUCGAUUGUUGUCGAUUGUCACCGAUUUUAGUCGAUUGUCCCCGAUUGUUGUCGAUUGUCACCGAUUUUAGUCGAUUGUCACCGAUUGUUACCGAUUGUCGCCGAUUGUCGCCGAAUGUUGCCGAUUGUCGUCGAAUGUCAGAGAUUGACCAAAUCAAAGGAACAACGACGGUUAAUACCGAUUCUUCAAACGUCUAUUAAAUUUCUCAGAAGUAAUGUCCAGAUGAAAUAUUCCACAUUUUGGAACAUUUAUUUUGUUUCGUCUUGCCUUGACAGGACGAACCUGGUAUAACCUACACAAGUUUAGCUAUAUAAUAGACGCAUAAUGGAGACAAUAUCUUCUUGUUGCACUUGUAGUUUAUAAUCUAUUCAUAUCUAUCGUUAAAAUAAUAUACGCUCCGAACAAACAGUCUUAAGAUUCAUGCCUACAUUAAAAUUUUUAAUUAUUAAGCAUAAGCUACAAUUAAUACCAAAGUUUAUCCUAUCAUUAAGAAUUAACAUCCACCAUUUCUAUAUUAACAUUCACAUUCGUAUUAUCAUUCACAUUUGAUCUAUUCUUGGGUUGGUGCUCUUCAUCAAGGGCGUUACCAUUCAAAUCAUUAGAACUAAGCUUCCCUACCACGUCAAGGUAGUAAGCCAUUGGAGAAGGGGUCACACGGUCCCCACUAUCAAUCGAUCCGUUCCCCCACUACUUAUUUAAAUUUACUUACCACCACUCCAACCGACCACCCAUAAAUAGACAGAAACAAAAGCCAUGCAGCUCACAAGGCAUGGCGGUGUCAAAUAGUGGGGGUCAUCUUCUCCCACUUUACAGGCAAGUAUCAGUGCGGGCCACAUGUGGCCCGUUGUCCACCAAUUGUCCACCUUUAUUUUUUAUUUUAUAUAGUUCUUUAACAACGUGGAUUUUCUCCAAAUAAAGACACCUAAAUCACUUUCUCCCACCCAAUAAAAGUAAAUUUAGCAUCGUUUCAUCAAAAUUAUUUGUCAAUUUUCAAAGUGAAAUUGAAAAACUGAAAUAUACGAAGAAUUACUCGUUUAAUGGUAUAUAAUAUCUAUGUAAUAAUAAUAUCGUUAUAUUAUA